GCACGUAACUUAUCAGAGUGACACCACUUAUCUACCUGCUAUGGAACAUGGACAGUGACAAAUCUGAAAGUUGGUCAUAGGUCCAAUGAGGAGGAUGAAGUGCUGUCCAUGUGACUCCAGGAACCCAAGCAGUAGGCUGGCCCACACUGUCCAGGAUGUCCUGUCCACUGCUGGACCAGAGAGGUGGUGGCAGUCCAGGAAAGAGGUGAAUCCGGUCACUCUCCAGUUGGACCUCAACAAUUUGUUCCAGUUGGACAACCUGGUGCUGAACUUUAAGGGUCCUCGUCCCAGUGCCUUGAUUAUAGAGAGGACACAGGAUAAUGGCAGGACAUGGGAGCCCGCCAUCUACAUGGCUGCAGACUGUCAAAAGUCAUUCUCUGGUGUCUCCACAUCAACGCCACUUACCCUGGAGCAGACAUACUGCUACACUCUGCCCCCUACUGGACAUCCAUACCAAGAGCAGAUCAUCCAGUUCAGUCCUUUGCGUCAGUAUGCUUAUGUCUCAGCUCCCAACAGCCAAAAGAUUGAAGAGAUGUCUGGUUUAACGGGACUGAGGGUGAGGCUGGCAGAGCUGGGUGAUGUACCACAUCUACCAGGCAGAGCUCUCAGUAGGUUCUACGCUCUGAAGGAAAUGAGGGUGAUGGGCAGCUGUAUGUGCCACGGACACGCCAACCGAUGCCUGCCAGAAGGCUACAACAACGCUCUGUCCAAUGGUAUACAGGUGAACCCUCAGUGUGACUGCCAGCAUAAUACAGCAGGUGUGAACUGUGAGCGCUGUGCUGAUCUCUACAAUGAUCUACCCUGGAGACCUGCAGAGGAGAGAAACACUCAUACCUGCAAACGCUGUGAAUGUAACAACCACGCCCAGCGCUGUCAUUUUGACCAGGAGGUGUUCAAGGCCAAUGGUGGGAGGAGCGGAGGUGUCUGUGAAGGUUGUAUGCACCACACCACAGGGCCAAAGUGUGACCAGUGUGCCCCAGGCUACCAGCCAAACCCCCGCAGCCAAAUGGAUCGUCCUGACGCCUGCAUUCGUUGUGUCUGCAGUGCUGAGGGGACAGAGAAUGAGGGCCGGUGUGACGAAAGCACAGGCUCCUGUCAGUGUAAAGUAAAUGUGGAAGGCCCCCGCUGUGACCGCUGUAAGAGAGGCCACUACGGUCUGAGUGCCUCCAACCCUCUGGGCUGCUCCAAGUGUUCCUGUUCUCCAGACGGGUCACUGUCACAUACUUGUGACCCAGUGACAGGCCAGUGUCCCUGCCGUACCCACUUCCAUGGCUUGACCUGUGAAGUUUGCGCAAAAGGCUACUGGAAACAGUCAGGACGUUGUGAGCCUUGCAGCUGUGACCCCACCAGGUCACUCAGUGAUGCCUGCGACCAGAGGACAGGUCAGUGUCAGUGCAGAUCAGGUUUUGGAGGCCAAAAAUGUACAGAGUGCCCAGACAACACAUAUGGAGACGCUCUGAUUGGCUGCCGUCGGUGUCAGUGUGAUACUAAAGGAACCCUUGCAGAAGUAUGUGACAAGCAGACAGGAACCUGUCUGUGUCGGCCGGGCGUCACCGGGGCUCGCUGUGACUCCUGCAGUCGAGGACACUGUGACUCCUUCCCUAGCUGUGAGUCAUGUCCCUCCUGCUACUUCACCUUGGAUGCCCAGCGACAGAACCUCAGCUUAGCUUUGGAGAGACUCUCCCCGAGAUUCCCUACUCGUCCAGGAGGUGAUUUUGGAAACUUUGGGCCUCGCAUCCUCACCUUGGAGGCCAACCUGAACCUGCUCCGGGACUCCAUCUCCCUUCCUACCACUAGUGCCAGACAGAUUGAUGAUGUCCUGUCCCAACUGAACAAGCUCAGGAACCAGAUGGACAAGGUUAACAGAGACCUUUCACCUCUGGACAGAGUACCUGGCCUGGACUCAGAGCUGGUCAAACUGCAGGCUCUGCUGGAGAGCCUGCGUGUGCAGUACAAUGCCAAGAAAGACGCCAUGACGAACUCCGUCAACAACAAUAAUGCAGGAGCAUUCACUGUCAUCAAGAACGCCUACGAUGAGUCUACGGAUGCGGCUAAGAAAGUAGACGCCAGCGAGAAGACGGUGAAAGAGUCAGCGGAUGUCAGAGAAGAGGUUAAGGACCUUCAUAACAGAGUUCAACCAGGAAACACCAGAGAUCUGGACAAACUCAACUAUAACAUAGCCUCCCGACCUGACCUCACUCCCGUGGCCAAACAGGUGUGUGGCAGUGUCCGCUCAAAGCCCUGCACCCUUCUCCAGUGUGAGGGUGGGGACUUGUGUCCACCAGAGGGAACACCACUGUGUGAAAAGGGAGAAAUAUGUGUGGGUGCCCUGCCUCUCAGCAAGAGGGCAGACGCUGAUGCUAAGGAUGUGAAAGACCGACUGGACAAGCUCACCAGCAAAAUCACAGAGGCUGCAGAGAAGCUCCAAAGAACACAGGAGACAACCAAUCAGGUGAGACAGUCUGCAGAGAAGCUGUCCAAUAGGAUGAAGCAGACCAGAGAUGUUCUAGAAGGUGACUUAAAAGAGACACGCGAUGUUGUGAAGGAGCUCAAAGACUUCCUGUCAGACCCGUCCUCCAACCUGGCCCAAAUCCAGGAGGUGAGCGACUGGAUCCUAAAAGCCAAACUGCCUCUCAGCCUGGCCACUCUGAGAAGGAAACUGGAGGAGCUCAAAAAUCUGGCAGCCAAUCUACCAGACAGCACGGCCGUGUUGAACGAGGCCGAACCGCAGCUGGACGCAGCCAGGAAACUGCUAGAAGAAGCCCAGGAUGCCAGAGACAAGGCACUGGGGGUAAAGGGUGAUGUGGAUGGGCUGCUGGCAGGUUUCGGUGUGGUGGAGGGCUCCCUCUCUGACCUGGAGGAAAAACUGCAGAACAACAUGGACAGCAUAGAUGACCUGAUUAACAAUCUGAACAAGGCCAAAGAACAACUGACUCCAGCAGAGAGGGCUCUGGAUGAUGUGUCAACACUGAUGAAGCCAGUCAAACCUCAGCUGGAUGAGCUCAAAGACCUGCUGAAGAGAGGAGGCCAGCAGGCUCAGGAUGCACAGGACAAUGCAGACAAUGCUGAAGAUGAAGCAGCCGAUGCAAAUGAGGACCUGCUGUCAUUGCAGGACCAGCUGAAUAAACUGAAAGAUGCAGCUGCUGCCAGCGGGUCUGGUGGAGAGUCGGGGCCAGUGGGAGAUCGACUGGCAAAGCUGCAGCAGGACGCUGGAGCUCUGGCCAACACCACUGACGGUAUGAUGAAGGCUCUGGAAGGUAAAGCAGAUACCCUGAGGGGUCUGCAGGAUGAGAUCCUUCGAAAGUCAUCAAAGCUCGAAGGACUUGACGCCAAACUUCAACACCUUUUAGCACAACUUCGAAAGAAAGCCAGAGACCUCAGCAUCUGCCAGGGCUGAGAAACCAAACAGCAGCUGACACUACAUCACGUCUUCAACAACAUGCACCUUUUCAAUGGUCAUCAGUCUUCACUUGACUAAAGGAAGAAUACCCAUAUCUGAACCCUUUUAUAACUCGUACUUUGCACCUCAUCUCUAGCAGUUGACAAAAAAAUGUGGGAAUUAAAGAAGUUUUAGUGUAAAGAGUUUAACACUGUCCUUCACUUCAUUAUAAAUUAACUGCUAUACAUAUACAUUACACUAUACAUUUAACAAUGAUGUUGUCACUUCCAUUCACUUAUCAGAAAUGCAUUUUGUGUGAACAUAUUUUGUAAACACCAAUAUUAUCACAUAAUAUAGAUAUACAGUAUAAGUCACUACUGUAUAUCAGUAUUUGAUCAAACAUUGUGAUAUUUGAUUUUAUCAGUAUCAUUAUCAGAAGUGAGCACAUUAUCUAGAUUUUUAUUCAGUCAGUAGAACCACAUUCCACUGUGAACACGCCACGACAAUUAUUAUGUAUUUCUAAACUGGCACAAGGUUGAAUAUUGUAUUAUUUAUUUUCAUUUUUGCACCUGUUGUUUUGUGCAAAAUCCACAAUAUUUAAAUAAAAGUCUUUUUAAUACUUUGA
Molecule: messenger RNA, 4004 nt
Organism: Scomber japonicus (chub mackerel)
Lineage: Eukaryota; Metazoa; Chordata; Actinopteri; Scombriformes; Scombridae
Gene: lamb3
Product: laminin subunit beta 3
Exons: 22
Coding region: 86-3397 (1103 amino acids)
Biological process (GO): axon guidance
Cellular component (GO): basement membrane
Source: RefSeq, a predicted model, not a curated record